AUAACCACAGAAGGAUAUCUGCCUCUGACUCAGUGUGUCACAUUUAACGAGAGGCCAGAGCUUGUCCAAAAUGGCUGUCCAAAAACGACCCCACGUUUGCCUUAGAAGAUGAUGCCUUUCUCAGGGACGGUUUUCUCUCUCAUAUCUUACUUGCUCCCUGUCUGCCUGUGUCCCUGAUCAUGCCUUCCUGCAGUAUCCUUUAACGAUUUGUCAGCCAGACUGCUGAAAGCGUAACUAUCCAGGAUGCCCGUACCGCCCCCUCCAGCACCCCCGCCACCGCCCACGUUUUCUCUGGCCAAUACAGAAAAGCCUACCUUGAGUAAGUCAGAGCAGGCUGGAAGAAAUGCUCUUCUCUCUGACAUCAACAAAGGGAAGAAACUAAAGAAGACAGUCACCAAUGACAGAAGUGCACCGAUAUUGGACAAACCUAAAGGAGCUGGUGGUGGUGGCGGAGGCGGCAGUGGGAGUUUUGGAGGGGGUGGACCACCCGGUUUGGGAGGACUGUUCCAGGCUGGGAUGCCAAAGCUGAGAUCCACAGCCAACAGGGAGAGUGAUUCUGGAGGGAGCCGACCCCCGAUUUUGCCACCAGGAGGAAGACCCACAUCUGCCAAACCUUUCUCGCCCCCAAGUGGCCCAGGGAGGUUCCCUGUGCCUUCUCCAGGCCACAGAAGCGGACCUCCAGAACCUCAGAGGAACCGAAUGCCUCCCCCGAGGCCCGACGUGGGCGCGAAGCCUGAUAACAUUCCGCCUCCAGUGCCUAAUACUCCAAGACCCGUUCAGUCAAGUCUGCACAACCGGGGGUCCACCCUAGUGCCCGGAGCCCCCAGGCAGCCCAGCCCCGGGCCGACUCCUCCCCCUCUCCCCGGAAACCGAGGGGCUGCUUUCGGGGGAGGCUCCACCCGCCAGACCCCGUCAGGCUCCUCCUCACCCUUCUCCAACCGGCCUCCCCUCCCCCCUACCCCGAGCAGGGCCUUGGAUGACAAACCCCCUCCUCCGCCCCCUCCAGUGGGCAGCAGGCCCUCCAUCCACAGGGAGGCCGUCCCCCCGCCUCCCCCUCAGAACAGCAAGCCCCCGGUGCCCUCCACCCCGCGGCCUUCCCCCUCCGCGCAGGCCCCGCCCCCGCCCCCCAGCCGGCCAGGCCCUCCCCCAGUGCCCCCAGGGUCCAGUGGCGGGGGCGGCGGCGGCGACGAAAUCCCGAGGCUUCCACAGCGGAACCUGUCCCUCUCGUCCUCGUCUUCGUCGUCAUCUGCGCCUCCCUUACCUUCACCUGGGCGGUCGGGACCUCUUCCUCCCCCGCCCAGCGAGAGACCCCCUCCUCCAGUGAGGGACCCACCGGGCAGAUCAGGCCCUCUCCCACCACCUCCUCCAAUGAACAGAAAUGGCAGCACAUCUCGGGCCCUGCCUGCCACCCCUCAGUUGCCAUCCAGGAGUGGAACAGACAGUCCCAGAAGUGGGCCCCGGCCUCCUCUUCCUCCCGACAGGCCUGGCACUGGGGUGCCUCCCCCACCUCCACCAUCGACAUCAAUUAGAAACGGCUUCCAAGACUCUUCGUGUGAAGAUGAGUGGGAAAGCAGAUUCUUCUUCCAUCCGAUUUCUGAUUUGCCACCUCCAGAGCCAUAUGUACCAACAACCAAAAGUUAUCCCAGUAAAUUGGCAAGAAAUGAAAGCCGGAGUGGAUCCAACCGAAGAGAAAGGGGUGCCCCACCCCUUCCUCCUAUCCCGAGGUGAUCCUUGCCUGCUCUUCUCCACCCAAGCCCAAGAGCUCCUUCUGCUGUUGCUGUCCAAGUCGCACACCCUCCUUCUCUUGUUUUCCCUUGUCCCCUUCAUGAUGGCAAUAGGGAAGAAGGGAGGUGAUGUGGGAAUGCAUGUGUGCAGGGUGUGUAUGCAGUAAAGAAAUGCACCUCGCUUUUUAUAUUGUGUAUAUUCUUAAAGCUAUUGCUUGCUUCAGCUAUAGCCUGUUGGCUGCUUUGGGGAUCAGUAUAGGCUUUUGUGGCAAGUAGGCAGCAAUGAAUUGUGUCCCAGCUUUCAACCCAUGAAAUUCAAACAUUCACUGCUUUUUUGCUACAGACCACGAUAUUAAGGUCCCUGAGAGCUGUUUGCUUCCAUGCCUUUUUUGCAUGUUUGGCCUCCUGUUUCCAUGAACCACAGACCACCUAAGCAAGUUGCUUAUAUGAAAUGUUUGCAGUUACAGGCUGUCCAAUCUUUGGCAGUCUUGGACAGAGCUGUCCAAUAGAAAUAUAAUGUGAGCCACAUAUACAAUUUUACAAUUUCUAGUAGCCACAUUAAAAAGGAAAAUAGGUGAAAUUAACUUUAAUAUAUUUUAUUUAACCGACAUCCAAAAUAUCAUUUCAACCUGCAAUCAAUAUAACAAUUUUAAUGAGAUAUUUUAUAUUCUUUUUUUGGUACUAAGUCUUCAAAAUCUGGUAUGUAUUUUACACUUAGAACACAUCUCCAUUCAGACUUGUCACAUUGCAAAUGCUCAACAGCCACACAUGGUUGGUGGCUUCCAUGUUGGACAGCACAGGUCCAGAAGAUAGAGGCUAGUGCAAAAACCUCUUGUUUAAAAAACAAAAAAGCAAGAUGAGCUUUAGCAAUUCAAGAGGUAACUAAAAAUAAAGUUAGGACCCAACACCUUGUUUGGCAAACAGCUUUCCUUAGAUUUUUCUCCCUUAUUUUCCCUCUUCCCUGGAAAUCUGUAUACAGAUGUUGCUUCACAGUACCAAGGUCAGAAAUUGAUAUAAUAGGGUUUACAGUCAUGUGGAAUAAAGCCAUUGGAGAGAAACUGAAAGCCAGUUGGGGCUCUGGGGCUUAGAAGCAGCUGCCUUGAGCUCAUCUGUCGGUUGGCCUCCUGCCUUAUGCAUGGGAAGUGGCUUCAUUCCUCUCCAGCUCAGCGUGCUCCUUAGGGCAGGAGGCUCAUAGGCUCCAUAGUUGUGGGGAAAGUCAGGGAAAGGUAGCAAAUCAGAAAUGUGGAAGAAGGGGACAGUUUUGAGUUGAUGGACAAAACUCUAAAAAUCUAAAUCUGGUGAUUAUGGGGUUGAGAGAAAGAGACUGCUGCAGGAAAUUGGAGGGAACUUGUUUUGAAUUUUUCUGGGAGAAUCAUUUGCCUUGGAUCUAUGCAAAUAAAGCUCCCCCAGAGGACCAUAGGAAUGAGCCAGCCUUGCCCUUUUUGUAUGGUUUUGUUUACAAAACUUUACUGGGACUUUUAAAUCUAGCUAUACACUUGGAAAAAAAGAUUUCCAUUUAGAUGUUUUAUAUGGUUAAUUAUGUUUAAAAUUUACCAUUACUUAUUUUUUUAAAGUUCAUGGCUAUAUAUGUAUAUGUAUAUCUACCUAAAUUUUGUAUUAUGGUUUCAGUGAAUUGUUCAUGUAUUACUGGGAGAUGCUAACAAGAAAUCAAUCCAAAGAAAAAUUUGAAAGAAGCAUUCCUAUUUAUAGAAUAAAUGUUUCAUUUAUAUAGAUGCAAAAGAACUUAGAGUUCUAAUAAUGGGAUGUCUAAUAACUUAUGAAGUUGCCCAUUUGAAUCUGUUGUAUUUUUAUAACUUUCCUUGCCAAAGUCCUGGGCUUAUUAAGUACAUUAGAGAAUUUGGGUUCCCCGCCCACCACCAUUAAUUUGUCUUUCAUACGUUCACUUGGGGGCCUUUACCCAAAGAAAAUCAAGAAACAUAAAGGUGUAACAAGCUUGGCAAAGUAUUUUCAAAAAAAGUUUUUAAUCUCUAAUAUUUUGGUAAUAUAGCAGCAUCAUCUUAUUUUGAAUUCUUUGAUCAGAUAUCAAUAGUUGGUAAAAAUCCCUAUGAUAAAGCCUAAUGACCCACUUCAGAAAAGAUGGAGUUGGGCCUUCCUAGCAAAUAUGGCAGAGAAAAGUCUGACCCAAAGAAAAUGGGUCUGAAUUUUGUAAAGUGUAGUAAGUAUGGCCAAUUUCCUUAUAUAUCCCAAUUUUGCAGAUACCACCCUAAGUUUGAAGCAGGGUCACAGCUCAAAGUUGCUAUUCAUCCAGGAGAGAGAUGUUUUAAAAUGUAUUUUUUAAGUGAAUAUUCCAUUAAUACAUGUACACCCUUUCUUUGAAAGUUAGAAACCUAAUCACAUCCCAAAGUUUGAAUGAGGUUCUAUGCUAAAAUCGUCAACUAUGGCAGAUCACAAAAAUUAAUAGUUACUUCCCUGAAACCAGAGCUUACAUAUGUUUUUUCCCCAUAAAAUUUCCAGAUAAAUGUAUUCAAGAUGCAAUACAGUAUCUUAAUAUUCACAUAUUUUAUAAUGAAAUGUAUUACAGUAUUAAAAUUCAGUGUUCAGUAUUUAUUUCAAUAUGCAUUUUAUUUAGUAAAAACCAAGAAAAAUGUUUAAUCCAGUGGUGCCUUACUUGGUGAUUUGCAAGAAAUUGACUUUUUAUGUCUAAGUAGCAGAUUAUUUGCAUAUUUGUAAGAACUGUUAGGCCUUUAUAGUUUAACUUGUAAUACCAAUUUUAUUAUUUUAGUAGCAGAAAUGUGAUGACUGUUAAAGUGCCCAAAAUUUUCCGGCAUGAAAUUAAUUUUUCCCUAUUUAUAGUCAGGGGCUGUAAAGAAGGAAAAUGUUUUUCAUACCACUGCAUUAUGUAAACAUGCACAUUUUGGUACCUAUGUCAUCAGGGUAGUUUAUAUGGUGGGGGUAGGACCUACCCUAGACAUCUGUGUCUUUGUAAGUUAGCCAGACAAUAAAUAAAUGCAGAAUGAUAAGACUGUCAUCUGGUGGGUUUUAAGUACUCUCUAUACAAAUAUAAAUAAAUGAAAAAGCAAGUGUCUGUUUUCUGCUUUAUACUCUGGUAAAGAAAAACUCAAAAAAAAAGAAGAAGAAGAUCCACAAAGUAAGUAAAUAUUCAGUGCAUCCACUUUCUAAUCCCCUUGAUUUCCUGAGAACUUGCAUUUUAGUCAAAAUCUGUAGUCUGCUUACUUGAGGCAAAUGCUUCUUCUACUCUGAAGUAAAGGAUGGAUGGUGGAAGCAAUGGAAGAUGUAAUUACAAAGAUUAUCACUGACACUGAUAAAUAAGGAAAGGCCAAUGGGAAUUUAGGAGGCCUGAUAGUUUUUCUGUUUUGGGGGGUUUUUUUGGACAAUUACUGUAUUUCUAAAAUUAAAAAAAAAUGAUUUGCAAACUGAACUUAAACAUUUGUAAAAACUGAGAUUCUUAAUUUAUAGCUUCAAUAAAUUCAGUACUAAGCUCUA
Delphinapterus leucas (beluga whale) is the source of this 5189-nucleotide messenger RNA. It is a transcript of the gene WIPF1, whose product is annotated as WAS/WASL interacting protein family member 1. Gene Ontology annotation, cellular component: actin filament. NCBI's taxonomy places the organism in Eukaryota, Metazoa, Chordata, Mammalia, Artiodactyla, Monodontidae. Gene Ontology annotation, molecular function: actin binding. The record is from RefSeq and is a predicted model, not a curated record. Gene Ontology annotation, biological process: actin filament-based movement.